Messenger RNA from Aspergillus saccharolyticus JOP 1030-1, 1512 nucleotides. It is a transcript of the gene mvd1, whose product is annotated as diphosphomevalonate decarboxylase MVD1. The transcript is spliced from 2 exons. Bases 101 to 1315 code for a protein of 404 amino acids. The record is from RefSeq and is a predicted model, not a curated record. NCBI's taxonomy places the organism in Eukaryota, Fungi, Ascomycota, Eurotiomycetes, Eurotiales, Aspergillaceae. Gene Ontology annotation, biological process: isoprenoid biosynthetic process; isopentenyl diphosphate biosynthetic process, mevalonate pathway. Gene Ontology annotation, molecular function: ATP binding; diphosphomevalonate decarboxylase activity. Gene Ontology annotation, cellular component: cytosol.
CACCCCUUCGUCUAUCACCCCCCGUCUUUCAACUUUCUUCUUCUUCUGCCUUUCAUUGACCAUCUCAAUUGACUCCAGAGCAAUCUGCUGGACCGUGAUCAUGGCUGCUGCUUCCGAAAGCCCCGUCUAUCGAGCCACCACGACGGCCCCCGUCAACAUCGCUGUCAUCAAAUACUGGGGCAAGCGUGAUGCCGUUCUCAACCUGCCCACCAACUCCUCCCUCUCCGUGACGCUCUCCCAACGCUCGCUGCGCACCCUUACCACUGCCUCCUGCUCCGCCAUCUAUCCUAAUCAGGACGAGCUGAUCCUUAACGGCAAGCCGCAGGACAUUCAGUCCUCGAAGCGUACCCUUGCCUGUCUUUCCAGCCUCCGCGCUCACCGGAAGGAGGUCGAAGCUGCCGAUUCCUCUCUUCCAAAGCUCUCUGCCCUCCCCCUCCGCAUCGUCUCCGAGAACAACUUCCCCACCGCUGCCGGCCUCGCCAGUUCGGCUGCCGGUUUCGCAGCCCUCGUUCGGGCUGUGGCCGACCUCUACCAGCUCCCCCAAUCCCCCCGUGACCUCAGUCGCAUUGCCCGUCAAGGCUCUGGCUCCGCUUGUCGGUCUCUGAUGGGCGGCUACGUCGCCUGGCGCGCCGGCUCCCUCGAGGACGGCAGCGACAGUCUGGCCGAGGAGGUCGCUUCCGCGGCGCACUGGCCUGAGAUGCGCGCCAUUGUCCUUGUCGUUAGCGCUGAGAAGAAGGACGUCCCCAGCACGGAGGGUAUGCAGACGACCGUCGCCACGUCGAACCUGUUCGCGACCCGGGCGAACACCGUAGUCCCCGAGCGCAUGGCUGCGAUCGAGACCGCGAUCCAGAACCGGGACUUCCCCGCCUUUGCUGAGAUCACCAUGCGUGACUCCAACGGGUUCCACGCCACCUGUCUGGACUCCUGGCCCCCGAUCUUCUACAUGAACGACGUCUCGCGGGCUGCUGUCCGUCUUGUCCACGACAUCAACCGGGCCGUCGGCCGCACGGUCUGUGCUUACACAUUCGAUGCCGGUCCGAACGCCGUCAUCUACUACCUUGAGAAGGAGACCGAGCUCGUGGCCGGUACUAUCAAGGCCAUCCUCGGGGACAAGGCCGAGGGCUGGGAGGGGCCUUUCUACGAGAGUAUGAAGGACCUGAGUGCCCCCGGCGUUGCCCUGGAUAAGGUGGACGCGAGAGCUGUCGAUGUCCUUAAGGAUGGCGUUAGCCGCGUGAUCCUCACCGGUGUCGGUGAAGGACCCGUGAGUGUGAACGAUCACCUUGUUAGCGAGAAAGGCGAGGUCCUCUCUGCUUAAGGAGCUAUUCAUGCCAGAUUCAAGCGCUGCCGGGCAUCACCAAUCGUGCCACGAGUCGCCUUGAGAUGAAAAGAUACCCAUACCGAGCCCUCUGAUAUCUGACACUGGGGGAACUCGAUCGUAUUUCCAUGGAGCCUACAGUCUCAAUUUACAUCAUAUAGUAGCAUUAAUAAUAUCAUCUGACAUUUGAUUCGCUG